Messenger RNA from Sorex fumeus (smoky shrew), 706 nucleotides. RefSeq names its product lymphocyte antigen 6H-like. Gene Ontology annotation, molecular function: acetylcholine receptor binding; acetylcholine receptor inhibitor activity. Gene Ontology annotation, biological process: acetylcholine receptor signaling pathway. NCBI's taxonomy places the organism in Eukaryota, Metazoa, Chordata, Mammalia, Eulipotyphla, Soricidae. Gene Ontology annotation, cellular component: plasma membrane. Bases 273 to 677 code for a protein of 134 amino acids. The transcript has 4 exons. The record is from RefSeq and is a predicted model, not a curated record.
GGGGAGCGUGCGCCGGGGGUCGCGGCGCGGGAAGGCGCGCGGGGGCGGCGCCCGCGGGGUGGGCACCAGGGCCUGCGCCCGCCCCGCCCCGCGCGCGCCCCGCCUGCGUCUUUGUGCGCGGCGCUUCCUUUCUCCAUCACCUUCCGAGAAAUUCCGAGGGGACCGGGGCCGAGCGGAGGGGGAAGGGACCCUCCGGCCCACGCCCGGGCCGCGCCCCCGGACCCCCGCGCACAGCCCGCGCCCCCCAACCCGGAGCUGCCGCUGCCGGCGCCAUGCAGGGCCUCUGCCUGGUGGUGCUCGCCCUGCUGUGCUCGGCGCCCGCUCAGGGCCUGUGGUGCCAGGACUGCACGCUGACCACCAACUCCAGCCACUGCACGCCCAAGCCCUGCCUGCCGUCGGACACGGUGUGCGCCAGCGUGCGCAUCGCCGACCCCAGCAGCAGCCGGAAGGACCACUCGGUGAACAAGAUGUGCGCCUCGUCCUGCGACUUCGUCAAGCGCCACUUUUUCUCUGACUACCUGAUGGGCUUCAUCAACUCGGGCGUGCUGAAGGUGGACGUGGACUGCUGCGAGACGGAUCUGUGCAACCGGGGGGUGCGGGCGCGGGGCGGCCUGGCGGGCCUGGCCGCCGCGCUGCUGCUGGCCCUGGGGCCCGCCCUGCUCUGGGCUGGCCCCUGACCCCCAGCCUGGAGCAGCCCCCUCCCCUG